AUGUCAACAAUACUAUGGCCGCCAUUGCCAGAUACGACGGCGGUAGAUCUCGCCCAACGCGCAGAGGAAACACGACAAGGUGAACUGUCAUGGCUUCUCGACGCUCUCCAGGAAACCCUCUCGAGCUUGAAGUCUGGCCUUGAAGACUGCAGCGCUCUAUUGGCGCCACGAGAACAAGGCAGCACGUUAGUCGUCUCUUCCCACCGCAGCGAAGCCGUCAAAGGCACCAUCACGCGUAAUGGCUCCAACAUUACCAAAGGCGACAUUCACCUGCGUCUUGCUUCGCUACCACCUCCGCGCGGUCAAACGAGCUACAAACUCUCCAUCUCGACACAACCUUCAGCUCCUGCUCUUCAGUUGAAGCAGAUUGCCCAAGUCAGAACCUUGAUCAAUUCGAGCUUGGAUGUCGUGGAUGCUACCACAUGGACUGGCGACAAGGGAGAUGCCAAUUUCAUCUCGGGUCAGUUGACCUUGCUGCACGAGAACAUCCGCGAUGCGAAGGCCGUUCUAAAGGGUCCCCCUGCUGCCUCUGAUUCAGACAAGAGCUGGGCUUCCGACCCUUUGGAUGACAAGAUCUUCGACCCCCCACCCCCACCAAACCUCUCCUUCCACCUCAGCAUCUCAGACGCCGCCCUUCUUCUCCACAUCCGCACUCUCGAACCUGCCUCCCACACAGGCACCUCCACACCUCUGGGCGGUGGCCCCUCAUUCUCAGGCUUUGGCCUGCGCGACAGGCUCGCACAUGCACUCGGAGCUGGCCCACGAGCUCCUGCCCACGAUGAAGCCGAGGAUGUGUUUAGCUUUCGCAACAAUGAUGUCAGGGUCAAAGAGAAGGUGAGGGUGGAAAGUCAGGAUCCGAGUUUGAUUAGUGCUAUGGCUAAGCUGGCGGCAUUGGAGCAUACGGUUGAGUUGGGGAGGAGGGCGUUAAACGUUGUCAUGGGCAAAGAGUAUGAAGGGGAUGAUCACGCUGAUGCUUGA
This is a messenger RNA of Aureobasidium namibiae CBS 147.97, 978 nucleotides long. RefSeq lists its product as uncharacterized. Lineage: Eukaryota; Fungi; Ascomycota; Dothideomycetes; Dothideales; Saccotheciaceae. The transcript has 2 exons. Gene Ontology annotation, cellular component: RAVE complex. The record is from RefSeq and is a predicted model, not a curated record. The coding region runs from base 1 to 978 and encodes 325 amino acids.